CAACACGUCAUUGAUAUUCCUCUGACAUCUGUCCAAGCGACACACGUACAUGUAGUUAUAGAAAAAAAAAUAGGCCUAUGUGAAAAUGUAAAAAAAAAAAAUACUAAUAAUAAUAGGCCUGUGUCUUUAAAAAUCGCAGUCUAGAGCAGCGGUGCGGUGUGGAGCCGUGGAGAGUCAGUAAGGUGGGGGCGCGACUAUGACUAAAUACAUAAAUGACAGCUAAUUAGUACAAGUUAUUACCUUUCAAAUGAGCUGUUGACGAUCACUAGGACUUGUCGAACCGGAGAAAUAAUGUUUGAAGUGGCAAGUGUGAGUGAAACUGCACGGUACAGAGCCAAAUUGGAAGCUGAAACGGGAGUCGACCGCUUAGAGCCUGGAGGAAGGGCUACCUCAGCCACGGAUUCCCGGAGGUUUCCCCCAACAUAAAAAAAAAAAAAAUUGAUGGAGGAGUUAGUGGUGGAGCUGCACCUCUUCCUGGAGCUCCUCGACCGUGAGUACCUGAGUGCCAUUGUGAGAGAGAAGAAGGCUCUGAUCACAAACAUUCUUCACAGGAUACAGGCAACAAAAGAACCCUUACACAAGACUGAGAUGCAUAGUGGCCUGCCAGCUCCACCUCAGAUGCCCCUGCCAGAAAUCCCUCAUCAAUGGCUGCCUCCUGAUAAUGGCCCCCCACCAUUACCCAGCUCCUCCCUCCCUGAGGGGUAUUAUGAAGAGGCUGUACCACUUAGCCCUGGAAAGACUCCAGAAUACAUCACCUCUCAUUAUGACUCUGAUGCCAUGAGUAGCUCCUAUGAGUCUUAUGAUGAGGAAGAGGAGGAUGGCAAAGGACAGAAGAUGAGGCACCAGUGGCCCUCUGAGGAAGCGUCCAUGGACCUGGUCAAAGAUGCCCGCAUCUGUGCCUUCCUGCUCCGCAAGAAGCGCUUCGGACAGUGGACCAAGCUGCUGUGUGUCAUUAAAGACAACAAACUACUGUGUUAUAAAAGCUCCAAAGACCAUAAUCCCCAGAUGGAGCUUGUUCUGACUGGAUGCAGCAUCACCCACAUCCCCAAGGAUGGGAAAAAGAAGAAGCACGAGCUGAAGAUCACACACCAAGGAGCAGACGCACUAGUGCUGGCUGUGCAGAGCAAGGAGCAGGCAGAGGAAUGGUUAAAGGUGAUUAAAGAUGUUUGCAGCAAUUGCAAUGGAGCAGUUGAUUCAGAUGGGGCUCCCUCCAGUUCUCCAGUGCACAAGACUGAGCUAGAAAAGAAAUUGUCAUGUGACCGGCCAAGUUCAGAUGGAGAGUGGAUUCUAGAGAACGGAGUUGCUGAAGUGAAAGAGCAGGGGAAAGGAAAGAAAAACUCAAAGAAUGAGCAGAAGGGCACUGUGAGUAAAGUGGCGGGAAAGAAGAUUACAAAGAUCAUCGGUUUGGGAAAGAAGAAACCAUCGACUGAUGAGCAGACCUCUUCAGCAGAGGAAGAUGUUCCCACUUGUGGAUAUCUGAACGUGCUGUCCAACAACCGCUGGCGGGAGCGCUGGUGCCGAGUGAAGGACAACCAGCUGAUUCUGCACAAGGAGCGGACGGACCUGAAAACGCACAUGGCCUCCAUCCCACUGCGGGGCUGUGAGGUCAUCCCGGGCCUGGAUUCCAAACACCCCUUGGCAUUCCGGCUGCUGCGCAACGCACAAGAAGCAGCUGUGCUAGAGGCCUCUUCCUCUGAGGGGCUGGGCAGGUGGCUUGGAGUCCUGCUGGCAGAGAGCGGCUCUUCCACAGACCCUGCAGCUCUUCACUACGAUUACAUUGAUGUGGAGACGACUGCAAAUGUGGUACAGUUGGCAAAGCAAUCCUUCUGCUUUACAAACAGGCGUGCUGUGUCUCCUAACCCCUAUUUGGAUAAUCCCACCAAUGGCUAUUCCUGCCCAUCUGGGGUGGCCCUGCAUUAUGACGACGUCCCAUGUAUAAAUGGAUCGGAGCCAAAUGACAGUAUGUAUUCGACUCCAGCUAACAACUGGAGGGAUGAAGGACUGUAUGAGAACGCUGGCCUGUAUGAAAAUUCCCCUUCUCCAACGCUUGCUGCGCGCUACUCACCUAAGCCUUCUAGGGUUUCUUCUUCUGAAAAACCACCUGCUAACCAUUAUAAAACUCCUGCCCCCUCCAAACUUUCCUCUUCGCUGCCUGUCACUAACACCUCUGCUGGGGGGCAGGGAUUAGCUGGGCCAGCCUCACAGAUCAAGGGAAAGAAAAUGCCUGUGACCAACGGAGUGGCGCCCAAACAGAAAGUGGACAUAGCCCAACAAAAGAAGCCGAAUGGAAACAUUCCGAUUAAACGCAAUAAUUCCAAUGCAGAUCAGUACAAGUAUGGUAAAAACCGCGUGGAAGCUGAUGCCAAGAGACUGCAGGGCAAGGUAGAUGAGCUCCUGAAAAAGAAGCAGGAUCUCCGCUACCGGCUGGCACAGCUGAGGAAGGAGAGAAAGGACCUCCGGGCUGCAAUAGAAGCCAAUACAGGCAGGAAAUCCCAGACUGUUCUUGAGGACAAGCUGAAGAGACUGGAAGACGAUUGUAAGCAGAAAGAAACGGAGCGCGUCAAUCUGGAGUUGGAGUUGACAGAGGUCAAAGAGAGCCUGAAGAAAGCCAUGAAUGGCGGGGUCACUCUGGGGCUGACCAUCGAGCCAAAGUCUGGGACCUCUAGCCCUCAGUCCCCAGUGUUCAUGCGGCGCACUCUUGAUAAUUCCCCCGCCUCCAGCUGUGACACCAGCGAUACAGAAACCUCCUCGCUUCCUGUGAACAGCGCAGCUAUCCUGAAGAAACAGUCCUCACAAAAGGCAUCACCAAAUCGGGGUCAUGUUCUUCGGAAAGCCAAGGAAUGGGAAAUGAAAACUGGCACAUAAACAAUAUUUUCACCAGUACCUCAUAUAUAUAUAUAUAUAUAUAUAUAUAUAUAUAUAUAUAUAUAUAUAUAUAUAUAUAUAUAUAUUGUUUUUUUGUUAAUGCAAAUGUUUGGAGGUCAACGACUGGUGGAUGACAGAAAAGAUGGCAUAUUCAUAUCAUAGGCUUAAAAAGGAAAAGUAUUUUUCUUAUUAACUUUAUUUAAUGGUAUCGGUUGUUAUUAUUAUAAAUGUAACUGCCUCCUGCUUUGACAUUAUAAAAGCCUGUGGUGGCAUGUGUGUGGGAGACUUACUCUGAAAAAAAGUCCUAGCCAUUUCUCAUGAUUUGUUUUUAAUGAUGCCAAAUGUAUUUAAAAAAAAAAAAAAGUAAUAAUACUUAAUGAAUUAAUCAUCAGCUAAAUUGAAGAUUAUCCAUUGGAGGAACACAAUUUGGUUCAGACAUCUGAAAAAUAAUAGUUAUUUAUUUGUAAAUGUUUAAGUAAAUAUUGAGUUGCCAUUAUUAUUUAUACUGAUUUUUAUUUAAUGCUUUUGCAAAUGGGGCCACCCAGUAAACAUAUUAUAGUACAGUUGAAUAGAAAUAUUAUUUUAGUUAUUUUAGUGCUGUAUAUCACAAAACCGGUUUGUUUGUUACUAUAUAAAGUAUAUUGUAAAAUCUCUAGUCUGGUAAUAAAAAAGGUGGUAUGCAUGCAUACAUUUACAUGCUGUUAUUUAAAACAUAGUGAUAUAUAAAGGUGAAAUACCAAACAUGAUACAUUUGAUUCACACAUUUCAUUAAGUAUUGUGCCAGGUAUGCUGUUCACUUUAAAUGUCAUGGUUUGUGUUUUGUUUCAGCAUUCAGAGACAGGUCUUUGUUUAAGAUUUUUUAUGUUUUAUUUUACAGUAUUUAAGAUUUUAUGUCAUAUUAUAGACAAGACAAGGAGUGUUAUAUUUAAAUGUUUUUGAAAUAAUAAUGCAGAAGGCUUAAUUUCAUAAUGAGUUGGUUCGACAUACAUGUAAAUAGUAUUUAACUUUUUUUUUUUCAAGUGUUGGGUCACAAAUUCCUGCAACAUUAAUACAUCACUUGCAUACAGCAGUUGUAAGGUGUGACUGUGAGAUUUCCAGUUUAUGUUGAGGAGGUUGUGUAGUCAGUAUAUUUUUCUUUUGCUGAAUACCUAAAUAAAAUACAUGUGAGCUGGUCCAGUGGUUAAAGAAAAGGGCUUAUAACCAGGAGGUCCCCGGUUCAAAUCCCACCUCAGCCACUAACUCGUUGUGUGACCCAGAGCAAGUCACUUAACCUCCUUGUGCUCCGUCUUUCGGGUGAGACGUAGUUGUAAGUGACUCUGCAGCUGAUGCAUAGUUCACACACCCUAGUCUCUGUAAGUCGCCUUGGAUAAAGGCGUCUGCUAAAUAAACACAUAAUAAUAAUAAUAAAAGUAUGUAUGGAAAGAACUAGCACAGUGAAGUGCUGAAGACUGGAUGCCAAGAGAGACUCACUUUACUUGUCAGUCGUGGAUUUUUUUUUUUUUUUUGUAUGUCACUAUCCAUUUCUAUAACUGAAGUCUACCCAACUGUAUUUCAACUGUAAACAAAACAAAAGACUACAUUAGCUAAAAAAUUUAAAACCUAAAAAAAUCAUAACAGCCUGAUUGGAAAAAUGUGAAACCAAUGUAAAUAGUUGAUUCUUUUUUGUUUGUUUUUGCACUUUUUUUCACUUUUCUAAUAUCAUGUAUUACUCUUAAAGACAGACACCAACUUGGUGAGAAAUGUAUAUAAUAAAGAAAACAUCUGCCAAAAA
Acipenser ruthenus (sterlet) is the source of this 4636-nucleotide messenger RNA. RefSeq names its product actin filament-associated protein 1-like. Gene Ontology annotation, cellular component: cytosol. The record is from RefSeq and is a predicted model, not a curated record. Bases 442 to 2865 code for a protein of 807 amino acids. NCBI's taxonomy places the organism in Eukaryota, Metazoa, Chordata, Actinopteri, Acipenseriformes, Acipenseridae. Gene Ontology annotation, molecular function: SH2 domain binding; SH3 domain binding. The transcript has 18 exons.